This is a messenger RNA of Durio zibethinus, 1602 nucleotides long. Its product is annotated as syntaxin-22-like. Gene Ontology annotation, cellular component: SNARE complex; endomembrane system; membrane. The record is from RefSeq and is a predicted model, not a curated record. NCBI's taxonomy places the organism in Eukaryota, Viridiplantae, Streptophyta, Magnoliopsida, Malvales, Malvaceae. Gene Ontology annotation, molecular function: SNARE binding; SNAP receptor activity. Gene Ontology annotation, biological process: vesicle-mediated transport; vesicle fusion; intracellular protein transport.
UAAUUUAUUUGACUAAAAUCAAGCGGCCUCUCACCAUCAAAACCAAAAAUAAAUAUUCUUUAAUUUUCCUUUUUUAUUUUAAAUCUUUUCCUAUAGAAAACAAAAUCUUUUAUAUAUUUUUGUUUCUUUUGAAAACGCAAAUUCUCUUCUCUGUCACAGUCCCUCAAUUCUCGCUCUGUUAUUAGUUUCCGUUUUCUUUUUUUUUUUUCACUAACCUUGCAACUAAAGGGCCCUCUCGCUUGUUCUUUCCGUUUUCCCAGUCCCUUUCUCAAGAAAAUUUCAUCUCGAAUUUUCUCGAGAAGGUUAGGGUUUAUAACAAAGACGGAUAUAGAGAAGGAGCAACCAUGAGCUUUCAAGAUCUGGAAGCUGGACGGCCAUUGGCGUCGAGGCAAAACCUGAUCAACGGCAAGCAAGACGCCACCCAAGCAUUGGCUUCUGGCAUUUUCCAGAUCAACACCGCCGUCUCCACCUUCCAGCGUCUCGUCAAUACCCUUGGGACUCCUAAGGACACGCAUGAGCUCCGAGAAAAGCUGCAUAAAACGAGGCUACAUAUUGGGCAAUUAGUGAAGGACACUUCCGCUAAACUUAAACAAGCUAGUGAAACAGAUCACCGUGCUGAAGUUAGCGCCAGCAAGAAGAUAACAGAUGCUAAACUUGCAAAAGAUUUUCAAGCAGUUUUGAAAGAGUUUCAGAAGGCUCAACGGCUUGCAGUUGAAAGGGAAACAGCAUACACUCCUUUUGUUCCCCAGGCAGUUCUUCCUUCAAGGCUUUUGCAUGUUAUUCUUACACUGAGGUCUCUUCCUGGUAUAUUCAGCUACACGGCCAGUGAGAUAGAUGUAGGUUCAGAUAAAAACGCUGAACAGCGAUCUCUUCUUGUGGAAUCAAGAAGACAAGAGGUCUUGCAGUUUGAUAAUGAGAUUGCAUUUAAUGAGGCCAUCAUUGACGAAAGAGAACUAGGAAUUCAAGAAAUUCAGCAGCAAAUUGGUGAGGUGAACGAGAUCUUCAAAGAUCUUGCUGUGCUAGUUCAUGAGCAAGGAACUAUAAUCGAUGACAUUGGGACCCAUAUUGAAAAUUCACGGGCUGCCACUGUUCAAGCUAAAUCCCAACUUGUGAAAGCUGCAAAGACUCAGAGAUCAAAUUCUUCUCUGACCUGUUUGCUCCUGGUGAUAUUCGGAAUUGUGCUUCUGAUCGUGAUCAUAGUACUGGCAGCCUGAUCAAAAGGUUGUCCAAUUUGAUUGCAGAACAAUUUCAAGAUCUUCUUAGCAGCAAGAGGGUGAUAUUUUUGCUAAUCUUAGUAUAUAGCAUGAUGGCUGACUGGAGUUCACUUCUGAUCUUUGUAUAUAGCAUCUGGCUGUCGGUCAUCCUUUAUGUUAUUUGGUUGAUCUUGGGGUGGGGUGUCUCUUUUUCUAUAAGUUGGUGUUUGGAUAUGUCGAGGUUGUGUUACAGCUUUCGUGUAUUGUCCCUUUUGUUUUCUUGAAAUUUACUCUAAUAUGAGCCAUAAUUCUUUGGUUUUUAGCGUGUGUGUGUGUCUGUGUGCCUGUGUGCAUUUACAUAGUGCCUUAUUUCCAUGGCAUUGUGAUUCUGGCUUGCUGCAUUAAAUUU